AUGUAAUAAAACAUUAUAUAUUAAAAAGAGUAGAAAACAAAUAGUUAGUCCUUUUUGGCUAGAAUUUGUUCUUGUUUAAGCUUCCUAAAAUCAAAACAACAAUAAACAAAUCAAUAAAAAUAUCAACUUGGAAUUGAUAGUCCCAAGUCAUCAUUUUUAGUACUAUUCAAAAUAUAUUUAUUUAGGGACAACGCAAACUUAUAGUUCUAGAUUUGGAUGAAACAUUAGUGCACAGUCAAUUUUAAAUUAUAAAUGGUUAUGAUUUUUCAAUAGAUGUAAAAUACAAUUAUAUCUUAGAUUAUUGUUUAAGGUUAAUUAUUCAAAGUCUAUGUAACAAUUAGACCAGGAGUUUAUGAGUUCAUAGAGCAACUUUAUGAAUUUUACGAUAUUGUUUUUUGGACUGCAAGUCUAUAAGAAUAUGCUGAUCCUGUUAUGGAUUUUAUUGAUCCCAAUAAUAGAGCUAUUGGUAGAAUGUAUAGAGAUAGUUGUACACCAUUAUAAAUUGGAUUAACUAAAAACCUAAAUAAGUUGGGAAAAGAUUUGAAAGACAUUAUAAUAGUAGAUGUAAUAAAUAAGAUAUAUUAAAAGAAUUCUGUUGUGUCUUUUCACUUAAACCCAGAAAAUGGAUUUUAAAUAAAAGAUUUCUUUUUUGAUAAGUAAGAUUAAGAACUUGAAUUAAAUCUACCCUUUUUAAUUUGGUUAUCAUAAGUAUAAUAAUUUACCUAUAAAAGUUACCAGAUGUGCGACCAGUUUCUAGUUUAUUUAAAUAAUUUAAUAGUACUUCAUCCAAUGUAUUGAAUAUGAGAAAUGCUAUGACUCUUAAUAGUUAAUAUUAAUAAAAUGAACAAAAGAAAUUUUAAAGUCUAUCAAGAUCUUUAUCAUUAUAAAAAGCAAGAAUGAUGCUUUCAAAUUAAGUGUUUCGAACAUUAACUCUAUCAAAAGAUGAUGAUGAAAUUUAAUUAGACGAAAGCAAAAUCAGAGAUAGAUUAGGAUUAAAUUAGCCUCCAUUUGAAAAAGGAAAUUAACAACAAAAUUAAACUGAUGAAGAAGAUAAAGAUACUUAUGUAAUAUCACAAUGA
This is a messenger RNA of Paramecium pentaurelia, 1079 nucleotides long. Lineage: Eukaryota; Ciliophora; Oligohymenophorea; Peniculida; Parameciidae. The record is from the annotation of a GenBank genome assembly.